CUAGACCUCGGCGUCCACCUUGCCCUGUACCCGCACCUGCAGCGCUAUCGUUGCCGGGAGCUGGUCUCCGAAGACGCCUGGUGCCGCGGCCCCUGGCCUGCCCCAUUGCUCCUCCUGGCCAUCAAGUCGCACCCGGCGUCCUGGGAAAGGAGAGCUGUCCUGCGCCGCACCUGGGCCCAGCAGAGGCCGAUGGACGGCUUCUUCCUCCAGCCCGUCUUCCUGGUGGCCACGGCCUCCGAAGACAGCCUGGCCCAGGCGCUGAGGCAGGAAAUCCAAGUGUUCGGGGACGUCCUGUGGUGGGACUUUGGGGAGUCGCCCCGAAACCAGUCCCUGAAGGAGCGCUGCUUGCUGCAAUGGGUCCACAACCACUGCCAGGGAGUGGCCUAUGUCUUCAAAGCGAACGACGACAUCUUUGUGAACCCCUAUGAGCUGACGCAGUACCUGAAGGAGAUCCCCAGAGUGUCCGACUUCAUCCACGGGAACCUGGCCAACGAGGAGCCUGUCGUGAGGACGGGGGAUGCCGCGGUGCCCUGCCUCCUCUACCCGCUGGAACACUACCCGCCGUUCAUCACGGGGGGAACCAUCCUGCCCGGAGCCUUGAUCCCGGAGCUGUACCGAGUCUCCCUGCAGCUCCCCGUCUUCCCUCUCGACGAGGCGUAUUUGGGGUUCCUGGCCUUGGCGGCCGGCAUCACCCUUCGCCACGAGGGGCGCUUCCAGGUGCGUGGCGUCGUCAAGGACGAGCCCGAAGCGUACAAGGAGUCCCUGACCAUCCACGGAGUCUCGAUGGAGAGGAUGGAGGAAGUGUGGAAGGAGCUCUGGGACUGAGCCAAACAUUUUAGGCGCACCCCCAAGGGGAUGGGACUUGAAUUAGGUACAUACCCCAGUUUCAUGGUUUGGGCUCAGGUGUCUAGGGUGCCCCCCCAUCCCCCACAGAGGGGCUGGCCGGUUUAAUAGCCUUCUUGUUCAGAGUUCUUUAAAGUUACCCGGGUUGAACGGUGGCGUUGCGACAGCCCAGAAGCCUCCCUUCGCUCCUCAGAGUGGACUUGGAGCAGAUAGAAUCCAGGAAUCAUCCAUUUUGCUCCCAUUCCCCCCCCCUCCUGAUGGUGGAGGGGGGCUGGGUUCAAUUCUGCACUGCUGCAAGUGCCUGCUCCUGGUGAGGAACAGGCCCCCGCUGCUGAAGCAGCAAGAUUCAACCCCUGAUCGACAGGCACGGGUUCAAAUCCUGCUCAGUUUGGCUGCGGGUUCGUGUGUCCCGUCUUCCAAGCUGCAAAUGUCAUAAAGCCGACACAACAGGGAGGGCCAGAUUUU
Molecule: messenger RNA, 1308 nt
Organism: Podarcis muralis (Common wall lizard)
Lineage: Eukaryota; Metazoa; Chordata; Lepidosauria; Squamata; Lacertidae
Product: acetylgalactosaminyl-O-glycosyl-glycoprotein beta-1,3-N-acetylglucosaminyltransferase-like
Biological process (GO): protein O-linked glycosylation; poly-N-acetyllactosamine biosynthetic process
Cellular component (GO): Golgi membrane
Molecular function (GO): protein N-acetylglucosaminyltransferase activity
Source: RefSeq, a predicted model, not a curated record